CCUUUGCACCCCCUGGACCAUCCGUGAUUCCGUUCAACUUCCAAAGCCGCCACCACCUAGGCUAGGCGCGGACCCAGCCCCUCGUCGGCCCCAUCCAAGCCUCACCGCCGCCUCGUGCCCGCUCCUCCUCCGAUUCACCCCCGAAUCAAGCCGCCGGCGAGCGCCAAUGGCGGAGGACCGGGCCCACAAGGUCACCGACGAGCCCGCCGCCGCGGGCAGGCAAAGGCCUGAAAGGAAGAAGCGGAAGUGGGAUCAGCCCGUGGGGGACUUGGUCUCGGCGGCGGUGACGGCUGCUGCCGUGUCGGGGAUGCCCUUGAUUAAUAUGGGUGCUCUUCCUGGCGUUGCGCUGCCCGGCGUCACCGGGUAUGGAGCUGCUACAUUGCCGGGCGGAGUCCCCGUACCUUAUUCGCUGCCGCCGCAUAUUACACCAUCGGUGCUCCAGAAUGCUUCUGCCGCACUUCAGAAAUUGAGCCAGGCAAAAGUACCAGAUGAGGUCAUAGCGCGGGAAAUUGUUAUAAAUGACGCUGAUCCAUCUGUGCGGUAUAAGCUUACAAAACGGCAAACACAAGAUGAGAUUCAGAGAUGCACAAGCACUGUCAUCAUUACCAGAGGAAAAUAUCACCCUCCAAAUGGACAGCCUGAUGGUGAGAAGCCACUUUAUCUACACAUCUCUGCUGGAUCUCAGUUGAAAGAUAUUGCUGAGCGCAUCAAGGCAGUUGACCGUGCGGCUUCAAUGAUUGAAGAAAUAUUGAAACAAGGCACAAUCUCAGAGUCUACGUCGGCCCCUUUCUCUUCUAGCAGUGGACAGGCUGUUCAUCCUUUUAGUGCCUCAAUAUUUUUGGGUUUUGACGCAGAUCCAUCAUUGAACAUUGCAGCUAGAAUUCGUGGGCCAAAUGAUCAGCACAUAAAUCACAUCAUGAAAGAAACAGGGGUCAUUGUUGUACUAAGAGGAAAAGAUUCAGAUAAUCUUGGCAGUUGUCUCGGUGAAGCUUCACAACAACCUCUACACCUAUACCUCACAAGUAUGCAUUUGAAGAGCCUAGAAGCUGCAAAAGUUUUGGCAGAGAACCUCCUGGAUACAAUAGCAGCAGAGUUCGGUGCUUCCAGAAUUUCUUCUUCAAAAGUAUAUGGUGCUGUUCCACCUCCUCAGCAGUUGUUAGCUGGUGUUGAUACCUCAGGAGCAAGAUCGGAUGUCCAUUCUACUUUAGGGCCUAAUGUGUUAGCAGGAGCUUCACAUUCCUUUGCAUCUACUGGAGUUAUUUCUCCCAUUGUUGCUCCUGCAGUGACGCUACAAUCUGGGUCUCCAACAUAUGCUGGGGUUCCACCACCCAAUAACAUGACCUAUCCUAUUCCACCAGUAAAUGGUGGGACAUUUUACAGUGGCUAUGGAGACAUUUAUCCCCAAGCAACUCCAUUGCAGCAGGUGGCAUUCACACUCAAACAUGCCUCAUCGUCGACAACUCAGGUAGUUCCAGUGACGUCCACAUUAACAAGCGCGGUGAUAAAGGCGACCUCAAGGUUGGAUGUGGAGAUGGAUAAACGUUCCAGAAGGAAAUUCCAGGAACAACCAGUUUCCAAGGCACCGAUGACAGAAAUUCAGAACUCACAACAGGGGUCCAAAUUUGUUAAGACAGGUUUAGAUAGUUUAGGUGACAUUAGCAUUUCAUCAAUUGCACCUCCAAAGAAAGUUCAGCCUGGACCAAAUGGAAUGCUUCCACCAGACCAAGCGGAUAUGCCAUCGCAUUUCUCUAUCAAUAAUAUGCCACCGCCACCCCCAAAGAGCAUGCUGCCUCCUCCAUCCAAAAAGAUGCCACCUCCACCACCCAGGAGCAUGCCUCCGCCGCCACCCAAAUUUCCUUCAAAUGAGAUAUUGUCAAGAAAUGAGAGCAAGACUUCAAAGGAGUUGACGGCACCUCCAAUGGAUACAAGAUCAGUCUUGCCAGCUCAACUACCGCCAAAGGAGCCUAAGGAGGAAAAGCCAAAAUGUGCGCCUGUAUCUGACACUUUGCUGAAGCUUAUGGGUUAUGGAGACGAAGAUGACGACGAUGAUACUCAUCUCAUGGACAGCAUACCUAAGGGCAGUCCAACUCCUUGUUCAGAGCAGAAACCAUCUUGGGCGGUUUAGAACCGAGUCUGUAGUAGACUGUAGUCUAGCGUGAAAUCGAAUGACAGAUAAGGAUGUUCCCUGCCGAAGUGUAUCUUCCCAAUCAAAGAGGCGAUGGAGCUUGUUCUUGUUCAGUAGCAAUGCUAACAGGCCAAGAGAUUUCUUUGUAUCUUGUAUUCAAUUCAAUCUUCGUCAAAAUGAACCUUGCCACCUUGGGCUGUUCUAACUUACAGAUGAUGAUUUGUUGUUUUAGAUUAGACGUGGUAGUAGCUUGAUGAACUCAUUCCAAAUUAAUUUGGGCGUUACAGUAA
Messenger RNA from Panicum virgatum (switchgrass), 2415 nucleotides. RefSeq names its product protein RIK-like. The record is from RefSeq and is a predicted model, not a curated record. Gene Ontology annotation, cellular component: nucleus. Gene Ontology annotation, molecular function: RNA binding. NCBI's taxonomy places the organism in Eukaryota, Viridiplantae, Streptophyta, Magnoliopsida, Poales, Poaceae.